AAGGACGUCCGCUCUCGUUUCUGGACGGUAUACGGAAGGGUCGCGGAGGAACACGAUAGCGAGUUUCUUGAGCGAUACGCAAACGAUAUGGACAUUAUUUUGCUCUUCUCCGGCAUCUUCUCUGCUGUUAGCGCGUCUUUUAUUGUAGCGAUGGAGUCCAGCCUCAGUCCCGAUCCCAGCGACACUACAAAUGCCCUUCUCACGCAGCUCGUGCAAAUCGGACUUGGCAACCUUGCUGCUGCAGGCACAGAGCCAGCAUCCGCAUGGUCGCCAUCCACGUCGAAUGUAAGGAUCCAAGGGAUCGCAUACGCAAGCUUGUGCAUGAGCUUGCUCGCUGCAUUUGGUGCCGUGCUAGGAAAGCAGUGG
Messenger RNA from Suillus clintonianus, 366 nucleotides. RefSeq lists its product as uncharacterized. Lineage: Eukaryota; Fungi; Basidiomycota; Agaricomycetes; Boletales; Suillaceae. The annotation marks the transcript as partial. The transcript is spliced from 2 exons. The record is from RefSeq and is a predicted model, not a curated record.